AUGGAGACGGCCCUAGAGCUCCGCCUGGCCAAGCACCUCGCGCCGCCGCCUCCUCAUGCCGAGGGCUCCGCCGCCAACAACAACAACAACGUCGCGUUCUCGCCGCUGUCCGUGCACGCGGCGCUGGCGAUUGCGGGCGCGCGCGGCGCCACGCAGGCGCAGCUGCUCGCCUUCCUCGGCGGGCCGUCGGCUGAGGAGCUAGCUGACUUCGGCCGCCUCGUCGCGGACAGCGUCCUCGCAGACCGCUCCGGCGCCGGGGGGCCGCGCGUGCUCUUCGGCGGAGGCGUCUGGGUUGACGCCGCCCUCGGAGGGCUCACAGAUGCGUUCCGCGACGUCGCCGCCGAGGUCUACAAGUCAGAGGCGAGAACCGUGAGAUUCGCCGAGGAGCCUGAGACCGCUGUGAAGAUGAUCAACUCGUGGGUGAAGAAGGCCACGGAGAACCUCGUCGACUCCAUCUCCAGCAGCGACAAUGCCGCCGAGACCGACCUCGUGCUCGCCAACGCCAUCUACUUCAAGGGCGAUUAG
Molecule: messenger RNA, 525 nt
Organism: Miscanthus lutarioriparius
Lineage: Eukaryota; Viridiplantae; Streptophyta; Magnoliopsida; Poales; Poaceae
Source: the annotation of a GenBank genome assembly